Messenger RNA from Caenorhabditis remanei, 231 nucleotides. RefSeq lists its product as uncharacterized. The record is from RefSeq and is a predicted model, not a curated record. The transcript is spliced from 3 exons. Lineage: Eukaryota; Metazoa; Nematoda; Chromadorea; Rhabditida; Rhabditidae. The coding region runs from base 1 to 231 and encodes 76 amino acids.
AUGGCUCGCGGUCACCAAAAAGCUUUAUCCCAACAAAGAAAUGCUGAAAAGACAGCAAAAGCCAAGAAAGCUGUGGGAAGCGACCAAAAAAAUGCAGCAAUGAAGUCGUUGCAUCAUAAAUGCACCGUUUGCAUGAGCAUGAUGCCGGAUCCAAAAACUUACAAGCAACACUUUGAAAGCAAACAUCCGAAAAGCACCAUGCCCCCAGAGUUGGAAGGAGUUCAAGCAUAA